Hydatigera taeniaeformis is the source of this 531-nucleotide messenger RNA. The record is from the annotation of a GenBank genome assembly. NCBI's taxonomy places the organism in Eukaryota, Metazoa, Platyhelminthes, Cestoda, Cyclophyllidea, Taeniidae.
CAAAUGAGUUCAACGUGUUCCAGUCGUGUGUCUGUCAGGAAAAACUCGGGCGUACGUCUGAGGAAAAGCGACAUAUAUUCUGCCUUAAAGAUUUCCCAUUUACCGAAACACUUUGAGGAAAAACAACUGCGAGAGUAUUUCGCACAGUUUGGCACUGUUUAUGGUGUUCACUUGCCCAGGUCAAGGAAGACACUUAAUGCGAAAGAUCAGGCCUUCAUCUUGGUGGAUAAGGAGAUAGCGUCUAUUAUUGCUUCAACUGUUCACAACGUCCUUAAUUUCAACAAGAUCAUGAAGUGCCAAAUUCUGGAUACGUACUAUCCAAGAUGGUUUAGAAGAACCCCCCCACCUGUGUCCACUGUUGAGUUGGAGAAACGCCGUCGCCUUAAAAGCACUGUGAAGCAAACGCGGGACGCCUCAAAACGACGGAUGAAGAAUCUCCGCAAUCGCGUAGCCGCCCUUAAGAAACUCGCCCCCGCGUUCCAACUCAACGUGUUCAAUGGUGCCCCUACUCCCGCACCUUCAUCCAACUGA